ACAAGAAAGAAGAAGAGGACGAAAACAUGGAGGACAGGCUGAUUGUCUCUGUGCGUGGGCACUCGGUAUUAUACGACUCAUCUUCGUACCUGUACAGAGACCGGGCAGAGAGGGAGAUGGCUUGGUGCAAAGUCAGCGAGGAGGUGGGACUAUCCGCAUUCAGCAGGUCGUGUUUGUGUUUCUUGUCAGAGGAGAUAUGCAGGAGGAAGUGGAGGGGCCUCCGGGACACGUAUCUGAAGGAGAAGAGGAAGGAGAUCGAGAAGAGAAACGUGUGCGGGAAACGGUGGAAGCACUCCGAGGUCCUGUCUUUCCUCGACCCCUUCUUUAACGUCACCCCGAGAGAAACCAGGUGUAACGACAAGGUGCGGGAGGUCGAGGAAGACGACGGGACCUCAGAGUCCAACUUUACAGACUGUCAGAAGAAAAUGGCGACGGGUAACGGUCCGUUUGUGUCCUCGGCGGACCGUGUGGACCAACUGGCCAAAGCGGAGAUCCUGAGAGGAUUCAUCGCAGAGAAACUGACAACAGCCGCGCAGGAAAUCUUCGCGGUUGUGGAGAGAACCGUAGCCGGGUACGAGGAGGAGGCUUCGGGUCUGAGGCAGGAGAUCGACCGGCAGAGGAGGCAGCUGGAGGCGGUGCUGCAGCCUCGGGUCUCUCUCUGUAGGACAGGUGCGGAGGACUCGGGGAGCCAGUGCAUUUUAGAAAAAAUUGUGAAAAAGAAGGUCGAGGAGGAGGAGGAGGAGGAGUCAGCUGAGGAGCCCGAACAGAGCACCAGUCUAGAUGAGGAGGAUCUGUCGGACCCGGAUUAUCAGCUAACAAAUACAAGAUGCCAGUUUGUGCAGAGGGAGCGUGGUCAUCUAAACCUCAGAGUCUGUCUGUUGAAGGACUGCCGGACCAAUGUGCUCUCAAAAUACGUGUUAAGGUCCCCGAUGCAACGCCUGAGGUGUCCUCGAGGCCUGCAGGAGUCCGAAUUCCUGGAUAUUCUGAGGUCCACCUUCCCUCAACUGACCGGACAGUUUGAUGCCUUCACAGCUGACUCGACCAGGAUACUGGCCCCACUGAAACUAAAGACAAUGACACCAGAGGUGAUCAAAUGGUCGAUCAAAUCCAGAGGGAAAGGAAGAUCAGCCCUUUAUCUGCGACCAAAGAGAGCAAAAAAAUCCCUGACGAGCCAAGAGCAACGUCCUUCUCCACAGACAAGAGACACCAAUGACACAAGAUACGAUGAAAACAGGCCACAUGCUAAUUCCCAAACCAGUGCUGUAGAAAAAGUGGAGAUCAAUGAGGAGGAUUGUCUGUCCAGCAACUCAGGAUGGCAACUACAAGUGAAAAUAGAGGAAGAUGUGGAAGACUUAGGGUGUCAGUACAUCUUACACCACAUUAAGGAAGAGGAGGGUGAAGAUGAGGAGUCUGCAAAGGAGCCAGUGCAGACCACCAGUCCAGAAGAAGAGCAUCCGGGGGACCCGGAUGAUCAAAUACCAAAUUCAAGAGGUCAGUCUGUUCAGAGGAACUGCGGGAUGUGGGCUCCUCUAAACCUCCGAGUCUGUCUGUUAGAGGACUCCCACACCACUGUGCUCUCAAAAGGCGUGUUAAAGUCCCCAUUGCUGGACCUGAGGUGUCCUCGAGGCCUGCAGGAGGACGACUUCCUGGACCUGCUGAGGUCCACCUUCCCUCAGCUAACAGGACGGUUUGAUGCCUUUACAACCGACGCAACCAGAAAACUCUCCCCUCUGAAGCUAAAGACACUGACACCAGAGGAGAUCCAAAGAUCCAUCAAAUCCAGAGGGAAAGGAAGAUCAGCAGCCCUUUAUAUUCGAGCACAGAGAGCAAACAAAUCCCUGACAAGCCAAGAGCAACGUCCUCCGCAGGGGAAAGACACGGAUGACACAAGAAAUUAUGAAAACAGGCCACAUGCAAAUGCUGUAGAAAAAGACAAAGAAGAUCCUCUGUCCGCCAUCUCGAGAUGGCAACUACAAGUGAAAAUAGAGGAAGACGAAGACCAAAUUAUAUCUAAACUAAUAUUAGAUCCAGCUGAGAGCGAAGUGCACAAUGAAGAUGGCGAUGAUGUUGAUCGGGUGGAGGAAGAUGAAGGAGAUGACGACCGGAAACAAGACAAGAAUGAUGUGGAGCUGAGGGAGCGCGAAGAUGAACAGAGCUCAUCAAAGAUGAUGAGGAAGCGACGAGUCGAACAUUCAGGAAUCAAAACAAAGAAAAGGAAACGGGUGCAGUCGUCUCUGAAUAAGAGUGACGCUCCUCUGUCCUGUAAAGUCUGCCGAGCUCUUCGUGGGUCAAUGAACAUGUUGAUUAAACACGCCUGGAGUCAUGUGGACGAUCCAGAAAGGCUCUGCGGAGUUUGUGGAGAACAUCCAGAGUCUGUAGAGGAGCUGAGGAGUCACCUUCAAAGUCACCAGAAAACACACCGCUGUGGAAAAUCUUUCCUCACUGCGGUUGGUCUGAAUGGUCAUGCUGCUGUACACACAGGAGAGAGACCAUACAAAUGUGAUGUCUGCCAUAAAGCAUUUAAGUUUAAGGCUAGUUUGAAGACUCACCGGUGGAAGCAUGUGGAGGAUAAACCACACAAAUGUGAUUACUGUGAUCAGGCUUUUGCUUUCAAACAGCAGCUGAGGGUUCACAGCAGGACCCACACAGGUGAGAAGCCUUACAGCUGCGAUGUGUGCGGAAAAUCAGUCCGUGACUUUCGAGCUUUAGCUUAUCACAAGUUGAGGCACACUGGGAAAAAACGUUACGGCUGUCAGUUUGUGGGAAGCGUUUUUUAACUCCUCAACGUGAAAAAUUCACACAAAAACGUACUUCUGAUGUUUGCUGUAAGACAUCUCCCAAUCAAAGUUGGUUAAAGUUUCAGCUGGAAACACACAGCGAGGAGGUGGGAUGGGAUUGUCUUGUCAAGCAUCUCUGAAGAGACACAUAUUUGUCCACACUGCGGAGAGACCGUAUAAAUGCUCAGGUUGUGGAUGAACCUUUAGCACUUGGAGUAUUCUCAGAGGCCACUGUUCAGUCUUCAAACCGUUUGUCUGUGGGGUUUGUGGGAAAGCGUGCGCUCACCAAGAACACCUGAUGGUCCACAUGAGGACCCACAGCGGAGAGACACCUUACCAGUGCACCGUCUAUGGCAAAGCCUUCACUCAGAGCGAAAACAGCCAGCAGUGGAUGAACUGAAGACAGGAAGAGUCUGUAACUUUUCUACUGAAUGGAGAGGGGAAAAAACCUCAGUGUUCAUGUGUAAUAAUUUACACAAAUGUGUCCAGUGGUUUUUAUUUUAGGUUUCAGUAACCAGCAUUUCAAGCUCACUUCAUCAUGUGUUGUACUGAGAAGAACAUAAACAUGAUACUGCUGAAAGUUCUCAAUGGUGGAAGAAGAAGUAUUAAAAUAGUGUUGUUAUGUUUAAUAAUGUUUAAUAAUGUUACCAAGCUGCAAAUGCAAUGCUACUAACAACAUUGCCCAGAUGAGCUGAAUUAACAUUAACCAGACUUUAAAUAUUAAUAAUAAAUAUUUGAUUUAAUUCAUUAGAAUCACAAAAGAAUUAGCGCUUAAUUUUUCUAUAAAGAUGUUUAUUUUGUUGAGGAAAAGGGACAGAAAAAAAGUCACUAAUCACAUUUUUUGAAAAAAGACCAUGAUCAUAAUUGUUUUAAAUGUUCUACCUCAGAUAUGUUAAGUGAUCUACUGUUUGGCAUCAAGUGUUUUUCACGUUCUGACCGUAAAGAAUUGUUUAUCCACACAA
Messenger RNA from Micropterus salmoides (largemouth bass), 3739 nucleotides. RefSeq lists its product as uncharacterized. Lineage: Eukaryota; Metazoa; Chordata; Actinopteri; Centrarchiformes; Centrarchidae. Gene Ontology annotation, cellular component: nucleus. The transcript has 13 exons. Gene Ontology annotation, biological process: regulation of transcription by RNA polymerase II. Gene Ontology annotation, molecular function: DNA-binding transcription factor activity, RNA polymerase II-specific; RNA polymerase II transcription regulatory region sequence-specific DNA binding. The coding region runs from base 27 to 2777 and encodes 916 amino acids. The record is from RefSeq and is a predicted model, not a curated record.